This is a messenger RNA of Encephalitozoon cuniculi GB-M1, 807 nucleotides long. RefSeq lists its product as uncharacterized. Lineage: Eukaryota; Fungi; Microsporidia; Unikaryonidae. Gene Ontology annotation, cellular component: cytosolic small ribosomal subunit; ribosome. The coding region runs from base 1 to 807 and encodes 268 amino acids. The record is from RefSeq and is marked provisional. Gene Ontology annotation, molecular function: RNA binding; structural constituent of ribosome. Gene Ontology annotation, biological process: translation. The transcript has a single exon.
AUGCCAACCGGACAUCGCGACCACCUAAAGCGAAAGACGGCGCCGAAGUCGUGGAUGCUGGACAAGCAGGGAGGGACGUUUGCACUAAUGCCUGCCAGUGGGCCCCACAAGAAGACGGAGUGCAUUCCUCUUGGGUAUCUGAUUUCAAGGUUUCUUAGGUAUGCAAGCAAUUUCAAGGAGCUUAGUAUUAUCCUGGCCGAGAAGAACAUCAAGGUGAAUGGGCGGGUCAGAACAAACUCCCACUUUCCUGUCGGGCUGUUUGAUGUUGUAUCGAUUGAGAAGACGGGAGAGCACUUCCGGGUUCUAUACAACGUGCACAAGAAGUUCCACCUCCACAGGAUAAGCUCUGAGGAGGCAAGCUACCGUUUGACCAAGGUUACAAAGAAGUAUGAGAACCAGGGGAUUCCGUACAUUGUUUCCAGCUGCGGGCUAAGCAUCCGGUUCUGUGACCCGGCCAUUGACCUGGGAUACACGAUCAAGAUCUCGAACGAGACAUCGAAGGUCAUUGAGUACAUUGUUCCUGGGCCCGACAAGGUUAUAUUUGUGUCGAGGGGAAAGGCUAGAGGACGCGUUGGGGUCAUAAACACAAUCAGUACGCAAGGAAAGGAGACUGUGUAUGGAAUGACGGAUUUUGCAGGAAACACCUUUUCCUGUACAAGCAAAAGCUGCAUAUUGAUUGGAGAGUCCUCCGAAAACAUCUGGAUCACCCUUCCAAAGGAAAGGGGAAUACGUCAAUCCGAGCUUGAGAAGAUCAACGCCCAGUUAGGGGAGAUGAUUGAUACAGAAGUAGCUGAGGUCAGCGAAUAA